Messenger RNA from Octodon degus (degu), 686 nucleotides. Its product is annotated as tumor necrosis factor receptor superfamily member 26-like. Gene Ontology annotation, molecular function: protein binding. Gene Ontology annotation, biological process: positive regulation of apoptotic process; TRAIL-activated apoptotic signaling pathway. Gene Ontology annotation, cellular component: cell surface; plasma membrane. NCBI's taxonomy places the organism in Eukaryota, Metazoa, Chordata, Mammalia, Rodentia, Octodontidae. Bases 9 to 686 code for a protein of 225 amino acids. The transcript has 8 exons. The record is from RefSeq and is a predicted model, not a curated record.
UCAGAGUGAUGGCCAGACCUGGACUGCUGCUGCUGUUGCUCCUGCUGCUCCUGCUGCUCCUGCUGCUGCUCCUUGUGGUGCCGGUGACCAUGGUAGCCAAUAUGACCUCUUGUAAUUCUGGCGAGUGCAUCUCUAAUGACCUCUGCUGCCAGUGCUGCCCAGCUGGCCACUUUGUCACAAAACCCUGCCAAGAAAACCACGGCAUGGCAGAAUGUGCACCAUGUGAACCUGGGACCUACAUGGCCCAUCCCAACCUGCUGCAGACCUGCUUUCGCUGUUCUCAGUGCAAGGAGGAUCGAAAGGAAGUUUCCAACUGUUCCUUGACUACCGAUCGGCAGUGCGAGUGCAAGGAAGGCUACUACUGCGACUCAGAAAACUGUGUGGAGCACUGCUUCCAGUGCAGCAAUUGUUCUGAAGGCAGAGCUGUCCUUGAGCCGUGCCACCCAAAGGCGAACACCAAAUGUGCCAAGAUGAAUCAAGAGCCACAAAACUCAAACUGGUACUGCCUUGUUAUCUGUGUGGCUGUUGGCAUCACUACCACCAUCAUCACCACCAUCAUCACCAUUGCCACAGUCUGCCACUACUUUAGAACAGCACUAACUCGCAAAUGUGCGCCAGAAACCUCUAUGACCCUCCUCUCAGCUACCAGAAUCGCAGUGGAGGAUAAUCAAGUGACACCCCUGUAA